Messenger RNA from Arvicola amphibius (Eurasian water vole), 684 nucleotides. It is a transcript of the gene Mrps18c, whose product is annotated as mitochondrial ribosomal protein S18C. The transcript has 6 exons. Gene Ontology annotation, molecular function: small ribosomal subunit rRNA binding; structural constituent of ribosome. The record is from RefSeq and is a predicted model, not a curated record. Lineage: Eukaryota; Metazoa; Chordata; Mammalia; Rodentia; Cricetidae. Gene Ontology annotation, cellular component: mitochondrial small ribosomal subunit; ribosome. Bases 67 to 492 code for a protein of 141 amino acids. Gene Ontology annotation, biological process: mitochondrial translation.
AGACUAGCGGGAAAGGACCUGUCGGGCAGAUUAGGGAAAGGAAAGGAAGGGGAAGGGCGAAGAAUCAUGACGGCUCUGGUUGCAGUGUGCAGUGUUGUAGGGAGGAAAAGCUUGACCACGGCUGCAGUCCGUCUCGCGGAUCGCGGAGCUCAAGCGGUGUUGUGGAGAAGAAGUUGUGCACAGUAUAAACAGGUAGCCAGCAAUGAGGACCUGCCAAUCCCGAUGGAAAACCCCUAUAAGGAGCCCCUUAAGAGGUGUAUCUUGUGCGAGAAACGUGUGGAUUAUAAGAAUGUACAGCUUUUGUCUCAGUUUAUCUCUCCAUUUACCGGAUGCAUUUACGGACGGCACAUAACAGGUCUUUGUGGGAAGAAACAGAAAGAAAUAACGAAAGCCAUUAAGAGAGCUCAAAAAAUGGGGUUUAUGCCAGUUACAUUCAAGGAUCCGGCAUAUCUCAAAGACCCUAAAGUGUGUAACAUCAGAUACCGGGAAUAAAUUGUGUGAAGUUACUGCCAAUAAGCCUGGAAGUGAACGUCAGCACUGACGGAGCUGCUUUGAGUAAAAGUGUCUUUCAGGGGAUUAGGAGGGAUGUACCCUUCCACACCAUGAGUGUGCUCUGGACACACUGCUUGAGAUGGUAAUGUUACCUUGUACAGUUUGAUAAAAGUGGUACCUCAUUGUGUCGCA